AUGGAUUCGGAGAACAAAGAUGCCUUCAAGGCAACCGAGUCUUCCGUCGUCGACCCCUGGGUUGCUGCGGACGAGAGUGCAAGAGUUGGCUAUACAGCAGAGGUAGACAAGGAAGCUGAGAAGAAACUUCUGCGAAAGCUGGACUUGCACCUGGUGCCCAUCGUGAUGUUGCUUUACAUGAUGAGCUUUCUGGACCGCGUCAACAUCGGAAACGCCCGUCUCUACAAAAUGACCGAGAACCUGAAUCUCGUUGGCAACGAGUAUCAGAUGUCAGUUUCGAUAUUCUACGUCACCUUCUUAGUUUUUGAAGUUCCUUCGAACCUUGUACUUAAGAAAUUCACGCCGUCCCGCUACAUUGCCGUCUUGACUUUUUUCUGGGGCAUCAUCUGCACCCUCACCGGCAUCUGCCAGACAUAUGCGCAACUGCUCGCUUGCAGGUUGCUUCUCGGAAUUUUUGACGCUGGCCUGUUUCCCGGCUUGGCCAUCUAUCUCACAAUGUUUUAUACCAAGAAAGAGUUAGGUCUCCGUAUUGGAUAUCUCUUCGUUAGUGCUGCGAUUGCAGGUGCCUGUGGUGGUCUUCUCGCCUAUGGUAUUGGCCAUAUGUCAGGCAUCCGUGGCAUGGAGGGAUGGAGAUGGAUCUUCAUUUUGGAGGGAAUCCUUACCGUCCUUCUUGGUGCUGCAGUUCCGUUCCUCCUGCCCAAUCAGCCGGAAGACAUUUCAUUCCUCUCGAAAGAUGAACGGGAAUUGCUUGCGCUGCGAAAGUCCUUGGAAGUAGGCCAGACUUCUUCAGCCCAGGAGCUCCAUUGGUCUGAUGUGAAGAAAGCUUUCACAACCUGGUACUGCUGGGUUUUCUACUUCGCUCAAUUUGGAUGCGGCACAAUGCUCUACGGCUAUUCCAACUUCCUUCCUACCAUCAUCGACGGCUUGGGCGGAUGGAGCAUUCCCCUGGCCCAAGCACUUACCAUCCCAUGCUACACCGUGGGCGCCAUCUCCUACCUCAUUGUGGCAUACCUCUCCGACCGAUGGCAGCAGCGCGGACUCUUUGUUGCGGGCUUUGGAAUCGUGUCUAUCAUCGGGUACGCGCUGCUUAUCUCAGACGUGCCAUUUGGAGUCCACUACUUUGCGUGCUUCGUCGUAGCCACGGGGUUGUACGUCGUCGUUGGCCUUCCCUUGGCUUGGCUGCCGGCAAAUGCCCCUCGAUACGGGAUGCGUACCGCUGCUACUGGCAUGCAGCUUACCAUCGGCACGUCCAGUGGUAUCAUGAGUUCAUUCAUUUACCCAACCAAUGAGGGUCCGCGGUACAUCAAGGGCCAUACAAUAACGAUGGCAAUGGUGGCCUAUUCCACUGUUGUCUUCAUCUGCCUGUCGCUCUGGUUCAGGUAUGCCAAUCGCCGCAGGGCUGAGGGUAAGGAUGAUCAUCACGCCAAUGGUUUGUCUGAGGAUGAGACCAAUGAGUUAGGUCACGGAUCACCUAACUUCCAUUUCACGUACUGA
Penicillium cinerascens is the source of this 1494-nucleotide messenger RNA. RefSeq lists its product as uncharacterized. Gene Ontology annotation, biological process: transmembrane transport. Gene Ontology annotation, molecular function: transmembrane transporter activity. The transcript has 7 exons. Gene Ontology annotation, cellular component: membrane. The record is from RefSeq and is a predicted model, not a curated record. Lineage: Eukaryota; Fungi; Ascomycota; Eurotiomycetes; Eurotiales; Aspergillaceae. Bases 1 to 1494 code for a protein of 497 amino acids.